This is a messenger RNA of Pecten maximus, 4065 nucleotides long. Its product is annotated as probable proline iminopeptidase. The transcript has 8 exons. Gene Ontology annotation, cellular component: cytoplasm. Gene Ontology annotation, biological process: proteolysis. Gene Ontology annotation, molecular function: aminopeptidase activity. The record is from RefSeq and is a predicted model, not a curated record. NCBI's taxonomy places the organism in Eukaryota, Metazoa, Mollusca, Bivalvia, Pectinida, Pectinidae. Bases 2750 to 3583 code for a protein of 277 amino acids.
AGACGGGUACUCGUAAGGACAGAUGUAUACAACAACAUUCACACCAUGGGAGCGAUAGACGGGUACUCGUAAGGAUAGAUGUAUACAACAACAUUCACACCAUGGGAGUGAUAGACGGGUACUCGUAAGGACAGAUGUAUACAACAACAUUCACACCAUGGUACUCGUAAGGACAGAUGUAUACAACAACAUUCACACCAUGGGAGUGAUAGACGGGUACUCGUAAGGACAGAAUGUAUACAACAACAUUCACACCAUGGGAGUGAUAGACGGGUACUCGUAAGGAUAGAUGUAUACAACAACAUUCACACCAUGGUACUCGUAAGGACAGAUGUAUACAACAACAUUCACACCAUGGGAGUGAUAGACGGGUACUCGUAAGGACAGAAUGUAUACAACAACAUUCACACCAUGGGAGUGAUAGACGGGUACUCGUAGGGACAGAUGUAUACAACAACAUUCACACCAUGGGAGUGAUAGACGGGUACUCGUAAGGACAGAUGUAUACAACAACAUUCACACCAUGGGAGCGAUAGACUACAACAUUCACACCAUGGGAGCGAUAGACUACAACAUUCACACCAUGGGAGCGAUAGACUACAACAUUCACACCAUGGGAGCGAUAGACGGGUACUCGUAAGGGCAGAUGUAUACAACAACAUUCACACCAUGGGAGCGAUAGACUACAACAUUCACACCAUGGGAGCGAUAGACGGGUACUCGUAAGGGCAGAUGUACAGAUGUAUACAACAACAUUCACACCAUGGGAGCGAUAGACGGGUACUCGUAAGGACAGAUGUAUACAACAACAUUCACACCAUGGGAGCGAUAGACGGGUACUCGUAAGGACAGAUGUAUACAACAACAUUCACACCAUGGGAGCGAUAGACGGGUACUCGUAAGGACAGAUGUAUACUACAACAUUCACACCAUGGGAGCGAUAGACGGGUACUCGUAAGGACAGAUGUAUACAACAACAUUCACACCAUGGGAGCGAUAGACGGGUACUCGUAAGGAAAGAUGUAUACAACAACAUUCACACCAUGGGAGCGAUAGACGGGUACUCGUAAGGACAGAUGUAUACUACAACAUUCACACCAUGGGAGCGAUAGACGGGUACUUGUAAGGACAGAUGUAUACAACAACAUUCACACCAUGGGAGCGAUAGACGGGUACUCGUAAGGACAGAUGUAUACAACAACAUUCACACCAUGGGAGCGAUAAAUGUAACAUACAGUUCUUGUGUUUUAUGAGAUGUUAAUACAUUUCUUUUCCCACCUUCUAUAAAUAUGUUGCUAGCAUCUUGGUUUGCGUUUUUUGAGAACGGACUUGACCCAGCUGAUACAUUUAUACAAAUGACCAGUGUCUUCAAUGAAGUAGAAGACGUUUGACACUUCCGAAACACCUGGUCUUAUUGUUUAUGUUUAUGUUUGGAUGAUCUACAUACAUAUCUUGAUCUUGUCCUCGUUCUAUUGAUUUGAAACUAGCAAAAGAAUUAUGAUUCCGUGUGCAUGUUUUUAUUGUUCCAUAUGACUUUAGUGACAUGAUCAGUUUAUACUGAAUGUGUAGUAAACGAACAUUUAAAAACAUGGGUGAAUGCACCCUAUAACUUUAGCGAUUUUUGUUUGGGUAUAUGCUGAAAAACGACGUUUCUUCCUUCUUGGACUUUUCAGUGCCGUUCGGGACAACAAAAGUAAAAGGAAAUGUAGGGGGAAGGGGGAGGACAGCGUGUUAAUGUAACCCAAAUAAUUUAUUUGUAAUGCUAUCUUUAUUUUUUAUCCAGCCAGGAGCGAAUUUUUGUAUUCGUCUUUUUUUCCCCAACACAACAUGCGUUUUGAGAGUAUUUAAUGUUAAAUGUGCCUUUUGGGUUAAACGUUCGAUUAACAGUUGAUUUAGCUUAAUUUAGGCAUGAUGAAUGUGUCAGUUUUACUCAGGGGAAAUAUGGUUAUGGAGAUCACAUAUGUAAAAAUGUAAUUUUUCAUAAAAUAAUCAUUAUGGUUGUUAUAUUCAGCGUAACAGAAAAUAUAACAAAACGUUUAGUUUUAAUUACAACUUAACAAACAAAAGCUUCUAUUCUUACAUAGUAUGUCUUCUGAAAUCCCUCAUUGAAUGGAGCACAACAGUUAUGAUACUAUCAUAAUCUGAUGUGAAGAUGGAUAUGAAAAGAAGCAAGAAAGCCCAAAUUAAUGGGCAACGUCGGGGACUCCACAAUAAAAAGAUCCAUAUAAUUGUAAAGAAAGGACAUUCUGACAGUAUACUCAUUGGGAGGUAAAAUCUAAGUAUAGGUUCUUGUGGGGUGGAAAUGUUCUCUUUCAAAGUAUCUCGUAAGAUUCUCGUUAUUGUUGGAUGAUAAACCAAGCAUAACAUACUAGAUGUAUACACGAAGAAGAAUUUAAAGGAAUGUGCAUGUAUAGUUAGUUUAACUCCGACGAGAGAACAUAUGAUGGAUAGACCGCAUGCUUUAUAAAAUGUUGUUUAACGCGAUUUAAACUGUAUAGCCUGUUAUAAAAAGCAGCAGUGUAAGGCCUGGAUUUAGUUAUCUAGAUAUCAUCGUCUGAAAUGAAAGCGACUGCGUUAUGAGUGGAUUGAUGGCGUAGACUAAGUGGGACAACUCCCAACGUGAUCUCCCGGAUAUCUUACUUAACAGUGAAAAGACAUGUAUAUUGGUGACUGUAGAUAAAAGAGCCCUAUCACAACCCAUGGAAUUAACAGACUUACAAUCAGGACGCGAGUAUCAGUUCUGUGGAGGAUGUCAGCAAGGAGAGGUUUAUUUCCUGAGAUAGAACCGUUCAACUCCGGGAGACUGAAGGCUUCUGAAAUCCAUGAAAUCUAUUACGAACAAUAUAGGAAUAAGAAAGGAAAUCCUGUUCUAUCCCUUCAUGGAGGUCCUGGAUCGGGCAGCGUUCCCCGGGAGAGGCGAUUUUUCGAUCCCGUGACUUACAGAAUUAUCUUGUUUGACCAGAGAGGCACCGGAAAGUCUACACCUGCUGCAGAACUACGAGAAAAUACAACCUGGCACCUGGUAGAGGAUAUGGACCGUCUGAGAAAACACCUGGGGAUCGACAAGUGGGUGUUGUUUGGGGGGAGUUGGGGGGCGACUCUCUCUCUCGCUUACGCCGAGACACAUCCCAGUCGUGUAAAGGCUCUCAUCCUGAGGGGUAUCUUUGGCUUGACAAGAAGGGAAAUGCUUUGGUCUAACCAGGACGGGGCCAAUUAUAUAUUUCCAGAUGCUUGGGAGGAAUUCCUGGCUCCAAUACCGGAGGUCGAAAGGGUCGACUUGAUGAGUGCAUACUUCAGAUGUCUGACGGGUGACGAUGAGGAAAAGAUGAUCCAGGCAGGCAGGGCCUGGAAUAAAUGGAAGCUAGUCACGUGCAACAUGAAUAUUACUGAUGAUAUGAUAAAGGAGGCUGAGGAAGAAAAGCAACCGUAUCUCUAUCCAAGGAUUGAAACUUAUUACCUUGUACAUGGAGGAUGGCUGAAGACAGACGAUCAACUUCUUAAAGAUGUGGAGAAAGUUCGUCAUAUCCCAGGAACAAUUAUCCAUGGCCGCUAUGAUGUCCUUUGUCCCAUGGAAACAGCAUGAGCAAUUCAUAAGAAAUGGCCUGAAGCCGAUUUCCACGUGGUACCAGACGGUCACCAUUCUUCGAGGCAUCCGACCAUGUUACACCAAUUGAUUGAGACCACGGAAAAGUACAAAACCCUUUGACCUCACUAUGUCUUAUCAUUUACUAUGUUUUCUCGUUUUUUAAUCAAUUUAUCUCUCGAUAAGAUACCAAACAAACGCUUUGUAAUAAAUAUAGUAAUUUUAAUAAAAAUAUUAUGUUAUGCCGACAGUACAAAAUAAGAUACUUGAGGUUGGAUUAUAUUAUAGCGCAAGUUUUAGAAUUGUCGAUUUCGCUACCUGAAUAGCAUAUUUGCAAUUUCAUUUUGCAAACGGCAUGCUCUUUGACAAGCCUGUAGGAUUCAAAAGGUUUUAUUCUGUCGCUCGAACUCAAUACUGCAAUACAUCAGCAAAUCGUUUUUCCGUGACAAACUUAUUAGUGAGCAAAUAAAGAUCAACUUUUA